Myzus persicae (green peach aphid) is the source of this 3716-nucleotide messenger RNA. RefSeq names its product probable ATP-dependent RNA helicase DDX5. Bases 323 to 1993 code for a protein of 556 amino acids. The transcript is spliced from 13 exons. The record is from RefSeq and is a predicted model, not a curated record. Gene Ontology annotation, cellular component: nucleus; ribonucleoprotein complex; cytoplasm. Gene Ontology annotation, molecular function: ATP binding; RNA helicase activity; RNA binding. NCBI's taxonomy places the organism in Eukaryota, Metazoa, Arthropoda, Insecta, Hemiptera, Aphididae.
UUAACAUGGAUCUUCUAUGAUAUAUUAAUAUUUAAUUCAACCAUGGAUUUUUCUAUGCUUUUUAUUAAGCGAGUCGCGGUUGUCGACUGCUGACUCCCUGUUCCAGAGUUGUUAAAAGUUCAUAGUUCAUAGUUCAUACUCCAAUACAAUAUGUUUUUAUUUACUAUUUACUAAAACGGUUCUGAAACCGUUAUUGAUUUAUGUCGUACGUCAGUGUUUUGAUUUGCUUAUUCAACAUAUAUUAAGCUAAAUAUCUGGGGUAGUAAUAAUUAUUUAUAAUCGUAAAGUUUACAAUUCUUACUGUUGAUUCGCCGACCUGUGAAUGGUCUCCAGUAUGGGUUACAGCCGGAAUCCAAUAUCGUCAUCGAGAGAUCGUAGACGUGGGCGGGAUAGACGAAGUCGAAGUCCGAUACGUCGUCGAGGUGGUGGUCGAGGAGGUAGAGGUGAUCCUGGCUCUAACUUACGUAAACCUCGAUGGGAAACAAAAAAACUUGAACCAUUCAAAAAAGAUUUCUAUUUGCCGCAUGAAGCUGUCCAUAAUAGAUCAAAAUCAGAUAUAGAAAAAUACAGAGAAGAGAAAGAAAUAACGUUAGUUGGUGAGAAUAUUCCAAAACCAAUAUUUAAGUUUGAUGAAAGUGGCUUUCCUGAAAUCAUAAUCAAGGAAUUAAAGAAACAAGGUUUUGUUGAACCUACUGCUAUACAAGCACAAGGAUGGCCAAUAGCUUUGUCCGGUAAUAAUUUAGUUGGUAUUGCGUCUACUGGUUCUGGAAAAACACUAUCGUAUAUUGUUCCUGCUUUAAUACAUAUUUCUCAUCAACGCAAAUUGGCACGUGGUGAUGGACCUAUUGUAUUAGUAUUGUCUCCAACUCGAGAAUUAGCCCAACAAAUACAAACUGUUUGUGACGAUUUCGGUGAUGCAUUUGGAGUUAGUAGUACUUGCUUAUUUGGUGGUGCGCCUAAAGGUGGUCAGGCAUCUGACUUAAGUCGUGGAGUUGAAUUAGUUAUUGCUACACCGGGUCGUUUAUUAGAUUUUCUUGAAAGUGAACGUACAAAUAUGUGUCGAUGCACAUACCUUGUUUUGGAUGAAGCUGAUAGAAUGUUGGAUAUGGGGUUUGAACCACAGAUUCGAAAAAUCAUUGAUCAAAUAAGACCGGAUAGACAAGUAUUAAUGUGGUCAGCAACAUGGCCCAAAGAAGUGAAGAAUUUGGCAGAAGAAUUUUUAGAUGAAUAUAUACAAAUAAAUAUUGGUUCCUUAACAUUGGCAGCUAACCAUAAUAUCCAACAAAUUGUUGAAGUCUGUCAGGAAUAUGAUAAAGAAACAAAGUUAAUAUCUCUUUUAAAGAAAAUAAUGGAUGAAGAUGAAAAUAAAACUAUUGUUUUCAUAGAAACUAAGCGGCGGGUGGAUGAAAUAACAAGAAAGAUUAAAAGACAUGGAUAUUCAGCUGUAUGUAUUCAUGGUGAUAAAUCACAAUAUGAGAGAGACAAUGUUUUGAAAGAUUUCAGAGAUAGUCGUUACCCUAUAUUGGUUGCUACAGAUGUGGCUGCUCGUGGACUUGAUGUGGAAGAUGUGAAGUUUGUAAUCAAUUUUGACUACCCAAAUAAUUCUGAAGACUAUGUACAUCGCAUUGGUCGUACUGGUCGAUCUCACAAGACGGGUACAGCUUACACAUUCUUUACACAGUCAAAUGCCAAACAAGCUGCAGAUUUGGUUUCAGUUCUCACAGAAGCCAAUCAGACUAUAAGUCCUAAACUAAAAGACAUAGCUGACAACUGGCGUUCAAAUGGAUUUUCAGGAAGAGGUGAUAGACGACGUGGAUGGAGAAGUGGUAGAUCCAAAAAAUCUAAGAGCCGUUCAAGGAGCCGUGAUCGUUAUAAACGUAGAUCAAUUUCUAGAUCUAGGUCUAGAUCAUACUCUAGGUCAAGAAGCCGUAGUCGUUCACGAUCAUAUGAUAGACAUCGGAGACAUAGGCGUAGCAGGUUAACAAAUUUCUAAUAAUGCAAUCCUAGUUGAGUUGUCAAAAUAACUUCCAAACUUUGUAUGUAAUGAAAUAGUUUUCAGAAUAUUUGUAAGUAAAAAAAAAAAAUUGUAUUAUUGGUUCCCUUAUAUUAUAUUCAGCUAUAUUAUAAAAACAUCACUUUAAAAUAAAUUUUUUAAAUAAAGAUUCUUACAUCUAUUGAAUAUGACUUCCAAUUUUUUAUUUUUUUUGUUGUUGUUGUAACUUGUAAGUGUUAUUUUCAAUAAAUUAACAUACAUUUUAAACACAUGUAAAAUGUAUAAACAUUAAAUAUAAAGAAUAAAUAAAUAGUUCUUAAUUUUAGACCUAUUGUAUUCAAUAUUGUGCUUAAUAUCUUAGUAUAUAGCAAUGCAAUUAGAGUAUUCCGGUAUUUUGUAUAAUUUUGAAGUCUGUGGACAGUUUAUAAAAUAUAUCAACUUCUGAUGAAAACUGUAUGAUUACUUGUAGUUGUAAUAUUGAGUUAUUUUUUCUUCAUCUAUAAUGUAGAUUAAUUUAAAUAAUCUGAACAAUUUCCAAAUCAGUUGAAACAAAAAAGUUGUUCAUUGAACAAAUCACUAGUCUAAAAUGUAUAGUACAAUAGUCUUGAGGUAUGAAGGUGCUUCGGAACUUGACAGCUACCAUCUAAAUAUUAUGUAGUUCUAUGGGGGCGUUAUCUAUGGUGUCCUCUUUCAAGUUUCUCUUGACCAGUGGUUCCCGUUGCUUCCAUGGGUGAAUGUUAUUUUUGUAAAUGUAAAUAACUAAACACAUCGUAAUUCGGAACAGAAGUGGCAUUCUAAUUAUAUGUGUGAGGCACACUAUUUGAUACUUUGUACAGAUCGUCCUGUGUUUGUUAAGAAAAUUCAUUUUUUUUAAAUGUAUGUAUAUGUGGUAUAAAUAAAAUGUAUCUUUCUAUACGAAAGUCAAUUAAAAGUAUAUUUAGACCAUUGUUCACACUUAUAAUAAUGAGUUACAUGCUUGCAAAUAUCAUAAAAAUUGCUAACCUAGAGACAAAUACAAUGUUUCUUAAAGUUUAUAAAAGGCAAACUCUCUCUUAUACUAAAAGUACCUAAUUAACACAGGGAUGAUUCGGUUAAAAUUACUUGUGGGUAGUAGAAAACAAAUAGCGCGCAGACAUUCUCUUAAGACAUAAAGCCGUAUCUAUCAUGGACUACACUAGUAAAUUUAACUCAAAAUGUCGAGGCUAAUUUUUUUUUUUAGCGGUGUGGGGGAAUUAAAUAUUGAUAUUAUAAGGAACUUCCAAACUAAUGAUUCAUGGUCAAAUCUAUGUAAUAUUUCUGAAAUUGAUGAUUUUAGUUUAGAAAACAUGUUUAAAUUUUAUAAAUUUAAUCUCAAAUAAUGAACUGUUGUUAGUUUUAAAGUUAGCCUUAGCACAAAUUAUUUUGUGCUGAGGAGUGAGGACCAGCUGCUGUCGCAGUGUCGCUUGUGGUUGACACUUGACAGGAUGUUUGACUUUGUUGUUGUUCUGUGUUAUCACCAUAUUCUUACACAGAGUUACUCUAUGAGAUAUUUAAUAAUAUUGCACAAUAAUUGUGAUAACAGAAUCAGGCGACGGGCAGUAUUUACUAUACUGUAUUUAUAUUAGUAUUUUUUAGUAUUUUACAAUUGCGAUUCGCAAGUCAAAAAUCAAAAAUUAAAACGAAGUUUGUUCAAAUUCAACUAUUAAUAAUGUCACAGUCACACCGGACUUAUGUCAAAAUCGCU